CCCAUUUACGUAAACGUUGUACCGUGUUCGGUUUUUUCAAACGAUCCUACGCUCCGAUUAUCUCGUUGUACGUUACGCUCGGUAUCGUACCAAUGUUGUGUUUCAAUCGUCGUUUUUCCUCGGUCGAAUUAAAAUUGUAACGACCACGGCCACGGGACGACAGCCUCCGUGAGAAAAUCAUGAUACGAAACGAUAAUCGGAGAGGAUAUUCUCUGAGCGAUCCUAUAGCGUGUGUACGCAUAGAAAAUUGUAAAACUCGAAAAAGUGUCGUAUCGAUGAUCAGUUAAAAGAUGCUGAUCAAAUAAUAUAGAAAAAGUAAAGGAAAUUGAUUGAGCUGACGCAGCGAUUACUAAACGAACAGUACUACUAUGGGGGCACUUUUGGACACUCCGAAGACAGACAAAUAUAACGAACACGGAGCUGGCAAUGGAUUGCGUUACGGCGUCGCCAGCAUGCAGGGCUGGAGGAUGGAGAUGGAGGAUGCUCACAGGGCAAUAACCGGGUUGAAAGGCGGCCUCGAGGACUGGAGUUACUUCGCGGUGUUCGAUGGCCAUGCCGGGGCAUUGGUGUCGGCGCACAGCGCCGAGCACUUGUUGGAAUGUAUAAUGCAGACGGAGGAGUUUAAGGCGGAAGAUGUUACCAAAGGGAUUCACUCUGGCUUCCUUCGGCUGGAUGACGAGAUGAGAGAACUGCCGGAGAUGAGUUCUGGCACCGAGAAAUCUGGCUCGACGGCCGUCUGUGCAUUUAUAUCUCCCAGAAACAUAUACAUCGCUAACUGCGGCGAUUCGCGAGCCGUGUUGUGUCGAGCGGGAGAUCCGGUGUUCUCGACACGAGACCACAAGCCUGUCUUGCCCGCGGAAAAGGAGAGAAUCCAAAAUGCUGGCGGCAGUGUUAUGAUACAGAGAGUCAACGGGGCUCUGGCCGUGUCUCGCGCACUGGGAGAUUACGAGUACAAAAAUUUGAAAGAUCGAGGCCCGUGUGAACAGUUAGUGUCUCCAGAACCAGAAAUAUUUGUUCGAGAUAGAGACGAUGAAAACGACGAAUUUCUAGUUUUAGCGUGUGAUGGUAUUUGGGAUGUAAUGAACAACGAAGAUCUAUGUAAUUUUAUACAUUCAAGGUUGCUGCUUACAGAUGACUUAGAAGCAGUCACGAACCAGGUUAUAGACACCUGUCUGUACAAGGGUAGCAGAGAUAACAUGAGUAUAGUUUUGGUAACAUUUCCUGCUGCUCCGAAACCAAAUCCAGAAGCACAGAAGAAAGAAGCCGAGCUCGAAAUGGCCAUUGAGAGGAGAAUCAAAGAAAUAGUUGCCGAACAAGAGGACAAAAAUGAGUUUGAUUUUCUGAAGCUGUUGCAACUGCUCGUGGACCAAGAGUUUCCUAAUCUUCCUCCUGGUGGUGGGCUUUCGGCUAAGCAACCUUUCAUUGAACAAGUGUUUCGAGAAGUAUGUCCCAGCCGAGCGGACAGUGUAAGUCUUGGAUACGAUUUCCCUUCGAUAUAACUAACCUUUGACUUUUUUGUAUACUGCAUCAACUGUACAACUAUAAUCAUUAGACAUGUUCCAUAAUCAUAUAACGAUGCAGAUGCUAUCGGGAAUAUCUUGAUUUUAAAUUGAUCUCUUCCGAUGUAAAAAAAGGACUCGUUUCGAACUUGCAAAAGAAGUACACCGGUAUACGGUAUUACGAAACUAAAUCGUUUAUCGAAACUAAAUCUGUCGCCGAAACCGCGCGCAGAGAUGCACAGACGAUUCUUGCGGUGCGUUAUUGUUGGCAAAAAGAAAACGGAAAAGAAAUAAAUUAGAGUUUUAAACGGCUACACUUAAGGAUCGUAAACUGUUAUAUAUAUAUAUAUACACCCGAUCGAUCGAAACCGCGAGUACAUGAAAUCGUUUCACGAACUUAACGAAUUGUCUCCGACAUCGACUCGAUCAUUCGACUCGGUCAGACGCGACGGAGACGUGUAAAAAGUUUAUGAUCAUCAGUUCUACGACGUUUGAUAGCUAUUACUGCUAAAGGAAACGAACAUAUUUUCAUUGUCAGUCGUGUACUUGCAAUUAACGUACGUGAGUAACUGAUAGUAUAUGAGUAGGCAAAAGAAAGUUUGUUUUAUACCACCACUUUUUCCAAAACGAACAUUGCGAAUUGUAAGCAAAUUAAGGAACGUUGAUGAUUCACACGGAACAUUUGAACAGAAAGAGACGUCUCUUGAUAUAUAUAUAUAUACAUACAUAUAUUUCACUGCAUAACUUAAAGUAAACGCGAAGAUUGAACUGACAGUACAUCCUACAGCUGAUUCAAAUCAAUAUUGGUAUUGGUGGUGUUCUCAUAAUUAUCACUAUCUAUUGUUGGAUUUUAUAAAUUCAUCCAUGGAGUAAAAAAGAAAUGUUUAUAUUGCAGUUAUAAGCAGAGGAUUUAAAAGUAUUCUACCGAGACAAACGCGUUUGCAGAUAUACUUAUAUCCCGUGAAAAACUAGAUGACGUGAGAACUACUGAAUAAAUAUCGCUCGCUGCGUCGCGAUUCGUAACGCUGAACCGUAAUCUCGACACCGUUUCCUUUGACAAAUUUUUAUACGUUUCGUUGGAUCCAGAUUUUUCGACGAAAGGGAAAUAUAUUUUUUACCAGUUUGAUAAAAUUGUUUUCUCGUUUGAUACUGUACUAUACACGGAGAGGUUUUCGCGGAUCGUUUCACAAAUCUAGUUUUUCAUUCGAAUGAACACUUGGUAGAAUAUUUGGAUCACGUCCUCUUGCUAUGUUGAUAAAAAAAAAAAAGAAUGCAUAAUAUUACUAUAAACGAUUAUAUAUUUUUGUAGCUCUAGAGAACUUGCGCUCAGAACAAUUGAUUCUUAGGUCAGUUUUUCAUGCUCUUCCGUUGUGAACCUUUAAGUAAAUUUGACUAGAGCUGUUCAUUACACAUAUAUAUAUAUAUUUCGAGAGUGGUAUCAAAAAUCUUCUGUCACGCGCUAGAAGGAGAAGAGUAGAAAAACUGAUCGUUUAGUCUUAGAGAUAUCAAUACUAUGUAUGUACAUAAAAAAUUGUGUCCAGGAAACUGUGUAUCGAUAUUUUAUUCAGGUCAUUUUUUUUUUUCUUCAAAACGGGCAGUGAGAGAACGUAGUUAAGGAGGGCCUUGAUGUUAGUUUCUUAAGACCGGGAGAUCGUCGUAUACUCGUCACCCAUUUUCGACUCGUAACUUGUUCCGGGGGGGGGGGGGGGUAAAAUUUAUUGUCUCAUCGAUGAGUAUCGUCGCAUCGUCCUUUGUAAUUAAACAAAAGGUGACGUCGUUAAUAGAGAAUUAAAAAAUUGUAACUUUAUAACGAGAGAAACGAUCGUGCGAGAUCCUCGAGUAAAAAGGUGUCGGUCGGUCCGAUUCGUCGUUUAAACGUGACAGAGGACAAGUAAGUAUAGUACUUAAGACGCAUCGGCAGAAAGAGCACGUUAUCGAUUUUUGACGAUAUUAAAUAUAUUCGUAUACGGAUAUACUUAACCGGUUAAUUAAAGCGCGUACGUAUGCAUAUGUGUGAGGUAACGAUCAUGUCUUUAUUCUAUUUCUUGUCAUGUGAUUAAUGCUGCACCUUGAGAAAUUCUUCUUUAAUACGGAAACUAUGUGUCAAGGCCAUCCUGAAUCAUACAAAAUCUAGCGUACAUAUACCAAAGUAUAUAUAUAUUACCGUUCCUGGUUAAAAGAAAAUUAAUCCUGAAAUUAACUGAAGUUAACAGUCUAUUAUCGUUUUAAAGUAAUAUAUGAGAAAUAAAUAACACGAGUCCCUUACAUAGAGUUACGUCCUCUAUUUUUACUAAUAACGAGGUAUGGAGUGUAUAAAGGUAGUAAUAUAUUUUAUCGAUAUCGUAGAUCGUUUAAUAAUUCCCAGGUGUUGCUCAGAUAUAUUGAUUUAUACGUUUUUGGAGAAUAUUCUUUUUUUUUUCAUGGUGAAUCCAUGAUGUAUAGAUUACUGAACACGUACAAUUUGUUUUUCAGGCGUGAAAAAAGGUGAUUCACGCCGUUUAGCUGUUACAUACGCCGCUAAGAUACGUUUACGAACAUUUUCUUAUUGUCUCAAUACCUGUGUACUUUUAAUUAAAAGUUUAACUUGGUCGAUGGAAUCACAAGUUUAACACUAAUCUCGUAUAUUUGAACGCUAGUGAUAACAAAAAUUAAUAGUAAAUUAGAUCCCUCGUGGUAAUAGUGACAGCGGUCAAGUGAAAUAAAUCGAAAAUGCAUUUUUAAUAUGGGUCUCUACUAUGUACUUUUCUUUUACUCAUAGUCCUGUUCUGUAUUCCUCUCUGGGCAUAAUUCUUAUUAAUUUCGUAACGAUACACAGCGACACUCGCUUAUCCUAACUUUGUAUCAUCGUACUUAGCGUUCAUACAGAAUAGAACUAUCGGUUAACAGAAACGAUAGAAGAUAUAGUGCAUUUAAACAAGUAGUUGUUUGUUUUUGUUUUUCUUUUUGGGUUUGUACAUAGGUACUUAUUAUAUCUUUUUAUUUUUUGUGUUUUUUCAACAAAUUUUCGUGGAAUGCGCUUGCAUAAUAAUUUCACAAUUACUUGGUAACGAUUAACGAUGUUUGCUUGGGUGAAACACUGUUCGUUUACGCGACGUGACGAACAAGCGAAAAGACACACGUACAAGUUUCUUUUAAAUGCGUGUACCUGAAUUGUGUUAUUAUUUAAACGAUUGUGUAAACUCGUUUGGUUUUGCUUACCGAUACUUAAAAUCUCGAUGCUUGUCUUACUACUACGUCUGUUCUUUUUAUCUUAGAUUGAUAGAUUAAAAUUGAAAAGAAAAAUAGAAGAGAUUUUUCUCGAACCAAGUGUCACGAAGCCGAUUCUCUUUUUAUUGUUAUGUGCAUAAUCCUGUUCCGUUUUCGUUCUGCAGAUUACGUUGCAUCAAUACUCGAUCCCAUUCCUGCAAUCCAAGUUGAACUACCCGAUUCCCGAUCUCAAUAACAACUGUUAGUAUCUUCACACGUUCGAUGCGCAUAAUUUAUUUCGCGAAACGAAACGACACGGUUCACAGGAAACGCAACAACACGCUUACCGUAAUCUCUCGGUAAUUAAUUUGUCAAUGAUGCUUGUGUAAAUCGAAUGGUACACCCGAAAAUAUAUUACUGAAAAUUAUAUUUAUAUAUAUAUAUGUAUAUAUAUAUAAUUUUUCUUUUC
Messenger RNA from Ceratina calcarata, 5154 nucleotides. RefSeq names its product protein phosphatase 1B. Gene Ontology annotation, biological process: protein dephosphorylation. The coding region runs from base 369 to 1499 and encodes 376 amino acids. Lineage: Eukaryota; Metazoa; Arthropoda; Insecta; Hymenoptera; Apidae. The transcript has 5 exons. Gene Ontology annotation, molecular function: protein serine/threonine phosphatase activity; manganese ion binding; magnesium ion binding. The record is from RefSeq and is a predicted model, not a curated record.